AUGGCUGCCCUUCGCAAUUUCUUUGGCACCUCUGGUGGCGGGAAUGGCCAGCAGCAACAAAAGGAUUCCGGCCGGACCACCCCCACGCCGACGCGGACGAGCAACAGCAAUGUCGACGCAGAAGAGACCACCCCGGAAGCUGCUAAGACAGUGCAAAGCCAACAGGCAGCUGUCCCAGUGGCAGACCUCAAGAUUGAUAUCCCUGGGCAGGUUGGCGUAGGCGGCGUCCGGCAGGGCGGGCAAGAUGGCGGCACGCCAAGCACUCCCAGCAAGGAAGGCCUGCCGAGCAAGAAGAAGAUGGUUCGUCGCGACUCACUCGGGGCUCUCAAGUCGCAAGCCGCUCCCAAGCUCUCCAACAGAGCCUCGUUCCACUCGCGCGACAGCUUCAUGCUCUCUCAGCUGAACGCAAACAGUGGACAACCUUCGCCUUAUGUUAAUCCCAGUCAUUACUCGAACACCGGCGACUACCACCGACGUUCAAUUGGUUCCACGCCUUCUGGCUUCACCAUGUCUUCUACCGGCUCGAACGCAACCAUUCGCGACCACGAAGGCGCAUUGCCAGGUAUGCCAGUGCACGGACACACGCAGCACAGCUCUGCUUCCUCGGAGAUGGAUCUCGGCCAUCACCGCGGACCAACCGCGUUUGGGCUCGGAGAGAUGCGCUCCGUAAGUGCUGGCACGACAACGACGCAGGCCGGCCCUCACAUGUCCCGCUCCGCCGCCGAACAUCCACAUGCCGCCGGCGCUGGGCACCACCACGGCGCCAUCCCGACCGAUCGGAGCUGGAAUACGAUGGAGGAGGUCCGACUAGGCGAAGAUGAUCGCAAGGAGAAGUACUGGCGUAGAUGGGGUCCAUAUGUUAGCGAAAGGCAAUGGGCCACUGUACGUGAGGACUACUCCUCGAAUGGCGACGCGUGGUCCCACUUCCCGCACGAACAUGCUCGGUCUAGGACAUACAGGUGGGGCGAGGAUGGCCUUGCAGGUAUCUGCGACAACCACUGCAGGCUCGCGUUCACCCUGGGUCUGUGGAACGGGAAGGAUCGGAUGCUCAAAGAGCGCAUGUUUGGCCUGGCCAAUAAUCAGGGCAACCACGGAGAAGAUGUCAAGGAGCUGUACUGGUACCUUGACAACCUUCCGACGCAUUCGUACCAAAAAAUGCUGUAUAAGUACCCGCAGGGUCCUUUCCCUUACGAGCAGCUCGUGCGCGAAUCGCAGAAUCGCAGCAGGGACGUCGCCGAGUUCGAGGUCACUGACACCGACCUAUUCGAUGAGAACCGGUACUGGGACAUAUUUAUCGAAUAUGCCAAGGACGCGGAGGAGGAAAACGCGACGUCGAUCCGGAUCAGCGCGUUCAACCGCGGACCGGAGCCUGCGGACCUGCACAUCAUCCCGCAAAUGUUCUUCCGCAACUACUGGUCCUGGCCCAAGGAAACCCCCGAGAAGCCGGAGAUGAAGCUUGCGGAAGAGUACACCAUCCAGGCCGACCAUGACACGCUUGGAAGGUAUUUCCUCUACUGCUCGACGUCGCCGGCGCCGAGCAAACCUUCGCGCCGGCGCAACCAGCCGCCCGAACUCAUCUCGGACGAGGAGGUUGCACCACAGAUGCUGUUCACGGAGAACGAGACUAACUUUGAGCGUCUGUACGGCGGCAAGAACGUCAAUACGUAUGCCAAAGAUGCCUUCCACGACCACAUCAUUCCUGCUCAUCGCCUCGAGAAGGACCGCCCGCAGCCUGUCCGCAAGACACGCACCGUCAAGAAGCUUGUCACAAAGGUCGUCCAGAAAAAGGUCAUCAAGGCUGCUGGCAGCAACGCAGCUGAGCCCAAGCUCGGUCGUAACGGAACCAUUCGUGGCAAGCCUGCCACCAAUGGCAAAGUCAAUGGCAAUGGCGAGACCAAGCGCGCUCAGGAUGGCGAGCAUGGUCUGGCUGCCAACGAGGAUGACGACGACGAGUAUGUCAAUGAGGAGGUUCAGGAAGAGGUCGAGCUGGAGGAAGAGUAUUACGAGAUGCCGACCAAUACUGCUCCGCCCCGCAACUAUGUCAAUCCAGAGAUGAAGGGUACCAAGAGCGGUGCUCACUACUUCUUCCAGGACGUCCCCGCCAAUGGCGGCUGUGCUGUCGUGCGCCUCAAGCUGACGCCGCGCACGGUGAGCGAAGACCCGACGAUCAACGACGACGAACAGUUCGACGCCACCGUCGAGUCUCGCCGCGCUGAUGCCGACGAGUUCUACGGACGCAUCGCAUCGGGCCCCAUCUCUGAUGAUAUGAAGGGCAUCAUGCGCCAGGCCCUCGCGGGCAUGCUGUGGUGCAAGCAAUUCUACAACUUUGUCCAGCCCGAAUGGCUCAAUGGCGAUCCGGGUCAGCCGCCGCCUCCGCCGGAGCGCAAGAACGUUCGCAACAAAGAGUGGAGGCAUCUUCACAUGGAAGACAUUCUCUCCAUGCCGGACAAGUGGGAGUACCCAUUCCCGGCCGUCUGGGAUACCGCUUUCCACUGCAUCCCGCUCGCCAUGAUCGACCCCGCUUUCGCCAAGAAGCAGCUCGACCUUUUCACACGCGAAUGGUAUAUGAAGCCCGACGGCGCGCUCCCGGCGUACGAAUGGAAUUUCAGCGAUGUCAACCCGCCUGUGCACGCCUGGUCGACAUUCCGAGUGUUCAAGAUCGAGCGAAAGAUGUAUGGCAGGGAAGACCUGGACUUCCUCGAGCGCGUCUUCCAGAAGCUACUCAUCAAUUUCACCUGGUGGGUUAAUCGCAAGGACUCCAGCGGCUCGAAUGUCUUCGAGGGCGGUUUCCUCGGUCUCGACAACAUCGGUCCAUUCAACCGUUCUGAGCCCCUGCCAACAGGAGGUACCCUCCGCCAGGCGGACGGGACGGCUUGGAUGGCAUUCUAUGCGCUCAACAUGCUCAACAUGGCGCUUGAGCUUGCCAAGCACAACCCGACGUACGAGGACAUCGCGUCCAAGUUCUUUGAGCACUUCAUUUUCAUCUCGGACGCGAUGACGUACAAGGAGGGCGGUGACGAGGAAGGUCUAAGCCUCUGGAGCGAGCAGGACGGGUUCUACUACGACGCCAUUCAGUGGGGGCCUGGCCACUCGCAGGUCAUCCCUGUGAAGAGUCUGGUCGGCCUCAUUCCGUUGUACGCCACGCUGACCAUCGAGCCGAGCGCGCUGAAGCGCUUUCCUUCGUUCGCAAAGCGCAUGCAGUGGUUCCUUGACAACCGUCCGGAGAUGUCCCAGCGCAACAUUGCUAAUAUGAGCGUUCGUGGAAGAGGCGACCGCCGCCUGCUGGCCAUGGUCAGUCGCGAAAGGCUCGAGACGAUCCUCAAAAAGAUGCUGGACGAGACCGAGUUCCUCUCGUCAUUUGGCGUUCGCUCACUCAGCAAGUACCACAAGGACCAUCCUUUCAAGGUCAACGUCGGCGGCGAGGACUUUGACGUCGGCUACUGGCCAGGCGACAGCCACAGCCCCAUGUUCGGUGGGAACAGCAACUGGCGUGGUCCAGUUUGGUACGCCGUCAACUUCCUCCUUGUCGAGUCGCUGCAGCGCUUCUACCAGUACUACGGUGAAGACUUCAAGAUCGAGUGCCCGACAGGCAGCGGCGACUACAUGCACUUGGGCCAUGUGGCCGAAGAGCUGCAGCACCGCCUGAUCUCCAUUUUCUGCCGAGACGACCAGGGCAGGCGUGCAACCAACGGUGGUGUGGCAAUGCUCGACUACGAUCCGCACUUCAGGGAAUUGGUGCACUUCUACGAGUUCUUCCAUGGUGAUACGGGCAAAGGUCUUGGAGCAUCGCAUCAGACAGGAUGGACGGGCUUGGUGGCCUACUCGAUUCUGAGUGCGGGCAUGUCUUUCAAGCUACCGCGGACACCCCGCACGCCGCGUUCCACAGCUGCGCACUACUUUGAUGAACACUUGACUGACGCCGACAGCAAAUCGGAUACCGGCACGUCUCAGUACAGCUAUUCGGCCACUUUCUCAAGACCGCCGAGCCCUGACGAACUCUAA
Messenger RNA from Tilletiaria anomala UBC 951, 4002 nucleotides. RefSeq lists its product as uncharacterized. The record is from RefSeq and is a predicted model, not a curated record. Bases 1 to 4002 code for a protein of 1333 amino acids. Gene Ontology annotation, cellular component: endoplasmic reticulum membrane. NCBI's taxonomy places the organism in Eukaryota, Fungi, Basidiomycota, Exobasidiomycetes, Georgefischeriales, Tilletiariaceae. The transcript has 7 exons. Gene Ontology annotation, biological process: protein N-linked glycosylation; oligosaccharide metabolic process. Gene Ontology annotation, molecular function: Glc3Man9GlcNAc2 oligosaccharide glucosidase activity.